This is a messenger RNA of Acipenser ruthenus (sterlet), 7496 nucleotides long. Its product is annotated as exportin-6-like. Gene Ontology annotation, molecular function: small GTPase binding; nuclear export signal receptor activity. The record is from RefSeq and is a predicted model, not a curated record. Bases 469 to 3789 code for a protein of 1106 amino acids. Gene Ontology annotation, biological process: protein export from nucleus. The transcript is spliced from 25 exons. NCBI's taxonomy places the organism in Eukaryota, Metazoa, Chordata, Actinopteri, Acipenseriformes, Acipenseridae.
GUUCCAUCCGGCCCGAGAUUAACAUUUCACGUCCGGUGGGGAGGGGUUGCUAGGGGAGGAAACUGCGAGGCCUGAUCAGUGAAGAGAGUAGAUUAGACGAGCAGUUGGCUAAGGCACUGUGGAAAAGAAGUGAAAACAGCAAAUAGGGACACUGUCAGCAUUGUUUUAUAGCUUUUAAUAUGACAGAGAUUUAAGCCCUAAGGUCCGCUUGGUUAGAAACGCAAGAAGUAUCGUUGCCCCCGGCCCCAGUGCUCAAUAUUGCCAGGAAUAAUAAUUAUAAGAAUAAUACUAGUAUAUGGUGGCGUUCGUAGUAAAGGGGUGCCAUGAGUUUUUAAAUAGUUUAAUAUAAUAUUGAUACAUGUAUUAAUAACGGCUCCGGGAGUGGAGUAUGAGCUGUAACCGGGAGCAGCCAGCAACACUUCAAGUUCAGUAACCGCUACCGUAUUGAGAAGCACAACCGUGAGAGCCAUGGCGUCAGAGGAGGCCUCGCUGCGUGCUCUGGAGGCCCUCAUGAUUGAAUUCUUCCACAGCUGCACCUCCAACGAGCGCAAGAGGGAGAUCGAGGAGCUGUUGAAUAACUUUGCCCAGCAGACGGGUGCAUGGAGAUACUGCCUCUACUUCCUGUCCAAUACUCAGAAUGAGUAUGUCAUGAUGUACAGCCUGACAGUAUUUGAGAACCUGAUCAAUAAGAUGUGGCUGGGCUUGGCAUCUCAGGAUAAAAUGGAGAUCCGCUGCUGCCUGCCCAAGCUGCUGCUGUCCGAGCAUAGGGUGCUGCCGUACUUCAUCCGCAACAAGCUGUGCAAGGUGAUCGUUGACAUCGGCAGGCAGGACUGGCCUAUGUUCUACCACGACUUCUUCACAAACACUCUGCAGCUGAUCCAGUCGCCUGCCAUGGCCCCGCUGGGUCUGAUCCUGCUCAAGACCACGUCGGAGGAGCUGGCUUGCCCGCGGGAGGACCUGAGUGUGGCGCGCAAGGAGGAGCUGCGCAAACUGCUGCUGGAGCAGGUGCCCACUGUCCUGGGCCUGCUCACAGGAAUUCUGGAGUCGAUCUGGGAUAAACACAGUGUAACGGCAGCCACGCCCCCUCCCUCCCCCACCUCUGGAGAAAGUGGAGAUCUGUUGAGCAGUCUACUGCAAGGCCCAUACUACUCCAAGCUGCUGUCCCAGCCCAUCCCCAUGCUGAACUCUGAGAGCGAGCACCUCUGCUCCCUGGCCCUGGAGAGCCUGGCACACCUCUUCAGCUGGAUCCCCCUGUCCACCAGCAUCACGCCGUCCUUGCUGGACACCAUCUUCCACUUUGCUCGCUUCGGUUGCGAUGUGCAAGGGGCGAAGGGCAAGCUGGGCGGCCCUUCCAUGAACGGCAACACCCAGCUACCAGACGGGGCGGAGCAGGUGAGGCUGGGCGUGCUCGCCAUGACCUGCGUCAAUGAACUCGUGUCCAAGAACUGCGUGCCCCUGGAUUUCGAGGAGUACCUCCUGCGCAUGUUCCAGCAGACCUUCUUCCUGCUGCAGAAGCUCACUCGGGAGAACAACACCCACACAGUCAAGAGCUGGCUAGAGGAGCUUGACGAGAGCUACGUGGAGAAGUUCACAGACUUCCUGCGCCUCUUUGUGAGUGUCCAUUUGAGACGGAUUGAGUCUAACUCACAGUUCCCAGUCGUGGAGUUUUUGGCACUUCUGUUCAAAUACACUUUCCACCAGCCCACUCAUGAAGGCUAUUUCUCCUGCCUGGAUAUCUGGACUAUUUUCCUGGACUACCUGACCACUAAAAUCAAGAGCCGCUUGGCAGACAGAGACACAGUCUUAAAUAGGUACAAGGACGCACUGGUGCUGUUGCUCCAGGAGGUGCUGAACCGGAUCCAGUUCCGCUACAACCAGGCCCAGCUGGAGGAGCUAGACGACGAGACACUGGAUGAUGAUCAACAGACAGAAUGGCAGCGCUAUCUGAGGCAGAGCCUGGAAGUCGUGGCCAAGGUCAUGGAGCUGCUUCCCACGCACGCCUUCUCCACACUGUUCCCUGUGCUGCAAGAAAACCUGGAUGUGUACCUGGGGCUGCAGCAGUUCAUUGUCACAUCCGGCACAGUACGGAGGCUGAACAUCGCUGCGGAGAAUGACUGCCGGCGGCUGCACUGCUCUCUGCGGGACCUGAGCUCCCUGCUGCAGGCCGUGGGGAGGCUGACGGAGUACUUCAUCGGAGACGUGUUCGCUGCCCGCUUCAACGACGCACUCACUGUGGUGGAAAGGCUGGUGGAGGUGACCUGCUACGGCUCUCGGAUCAGUCUGUACGAUUUAGAAACUGCUGUGCCAACUGUGCUUAAGCCAGACCUCAUUGAUGUCCAUGCCCAGUCCCUGGCAGCCCUGCAAGCCUACUCUCACUGGCUGGCCCAGUUCUACAGCGAGGUACAGCAACAGAACCAGGAGCGAUUCGUGUCUCUAAUCACCUCCGCCAUGGAUGCCACCACACCUCUCAUUGGUUCUAAGGUGCCGGAGAAGUUGUUGCUGUCAGCGUGCCAUUUGCUGGUGUCCAUUUCCACAACGGUUCGGCCAGUGUUCCUAGUGACGGUGCCCGCAGUGCAAAACUUGUUCAACCUCAUCACAGACAGUUCUGCUCGAAGGCUCCCCCCAGAGGCCCAGGUGUUGGUGUGCAGGGCUCUCUCCAACAUUCUGCUGUUGCCCUGGCCCAGCCUCCCAGAGAGUGAACAGCAGUGGCACACACGAUCCACCAACCAUGCCAACCUCCUGUCUGCCCUGACCCGCCACUACAGCCUGCUGAGGGGCAGCGCCAGCCUGCAGCCACGCAGAGUGGGCCUCGAGGACAUGAAAGCCAUUGUCCACCAGACGCUGCGAGUUCUGAAGGAUGUUGUGGACAGCAUCUCUGGAGAGUCGACAAAGUCACGGCAGAUCUGUUACCAGUCUCUGCAGGAGUCCGUGCAGGUCUCCCUGGCACUGUUCCCAGUCUUCAUUCACCAGCCAGAUGUGACAGAUGAGAUGCUGAGUUUCUUUCUUACUCUGCUCCAAGGCUUGAGGGUUCAAAUGGGAGUUCCAUUCACAGAACAAAUCAUCCAGACCUUCUUAAACAUGUUUACAAGAGAGCAGCUGUCGGAGAGUAUCCUCCACGAGGGCAGUGCUGGGUGCCGUGUUGUGGAGAAGUUCCUGAAGAUCCUGCAGGUGGUGGUGCAGGAACCCGGCCAGGCCUUCAAACCCUUCCUCCCCAGCAUCAUCUCAUUGUGCAUGGAGCAGGUCUACCCCAUCGUGGCUGAGCGUCCCUCUCCAGAUGUGAAGGCUGAGUUGUUUGAGCUGCUGUACCAGGUCCUUCAUCACAACUGGAGAUACUUCUUUAAGUCAUCUGUGUUGGCCAGUGUACAGCGGGGUGUCUCAGAGGAGCCUAUGGAGAAUAAAGCCCAGUUCAUCGCCAUCAUGCAGGCUUUCGGACAGUCUUUUCUGCAGCCAGACAUUCACAUAUUCAAACAGAAUCUCUCCUACCUGGAGUCUCUCAAUAGUAAACAGAAGCUCUAUCACAAGAAGCUGUUCCGCACCACCAUGCUGUUCCACUUCCUCAACGUGCUGCUGCAGGUGCUGGUGCACAAGAGCCACGACCUGCUGCAGGACGACAUCGCCCUGGCCGUCUACAACAUGGCCUCCGUGGAUUUUGACGGCUUCUACUCUGCCUUCCUGCCAGAGUUCCUCAACAGCUGCCAGGGGGUGGACUCCAAUCAGCGCACCGUGCUGGGACGAAACUUCAAGAUGGACCGGCGGCGAGUCGUGUAUUGCCCCAGUACGGGCACGUGAAGGUCUUUCUAUGGGAAUGGUUUGAACAGGCUCCUGCUAAUAACAGGACCUGCCCUCCUUCACACAGAGUGUGCACAGACUGGUCAACGACCUACGGUACUACAGACUGUGUAAUGGAAGUUUGCCUCCUGGGACCGUGAAGCUAUAGCUGCUGCAGUGGACUUCAUCGGUAUUGCCAGCUGGAUACUCCCUUCUUGCUCACCCAGGGCUCCCACAGGCUCUCUGAACCCAACUCUACACCCACUUCUCAUCUCUUGGAUCCUGACUUCUGGUGGCUCCAAGACGGCUGGCUGCCAGGCCACUGGAGCUGAGCCUUGUGUUGCAAGAAGGGAGCUGCGGGGAAGGACGGGACUUUUGCACCUUUUUUACGUCCGCAGAUUUCAAUGGAUUUAUCUAUUUUAGUUUGUUUUUAAUUCUUAUUUACGAAUGUCGAUGCCAACAAUCAUGAUGAGGCCAAAUAAAGAAGGCUGUAGUAUUUCAGACGGGUCCCUUUUUAUAUCAUUCCACUGCGCUGAGGGAGGCAGCCUUUUGUUUCAGCACUUUUUUUCUUGAUUUGUGUUUUUGACAUUGCCUUCAGUUCAUCUCCUGAAGGGGAGAAUGAACCCCCAAGAGUCUUGAAACUGAAUUUUUUGGUCAUAUCAUUCCAUGCUGAUACUGAAGAGCCAUGCUUACUGAAUAAAGUGCUUAUGUUCUACAAACUUGUUUUGUACAGUUAGUAGUUCAUGUGCUGCUUAUAUAUAUAUUUUUUUAUAUUAUUUUUAACUGAGGCUUGCAUUAUGAUUGUGUAUUUGUUUUGGCCAUUUUAAUUUGAAUGUGUUUCUCACUUUUAACCUUGUAUGUUUUUGUACAGUUCACUUUUCUUACAUGGACAUCUAUUAAAAUGACUUUGUGUAAAUGUGAAAGAAACUAAUUGGGGAAAUUAAUAUUUCUCAUGAAAGCAAGGAAAAAUAUAAAGUAUUUAGAACACUGAAUUCUCAGAGGUAUCUGGAACAUUUUGGAUUAUUUUUUCAUAGCUACUGAAAAAUGAAAGGACAUAAGGUGGCACCAACCGUUUCCCUCUGGAGGCCUGGGUUUGAAUUCAGCUCAAGUGAAAAGUUGGUGGUCUGGUCAUCGCCUCCAGUGGGUACUGGUCUGCAUCACAAAACCACUCCAUCAUCUAAAUGGUUAACUUGGUACUUUGCACAAAUGAUUUAGAAAUAUGAAUGAUGUACAGCAAAAAAAACACUAGGGUGGGGGAUUUAGUAGGAAUAAUAUUUAAUAGAUUCUUGAUAAACCUCAAACCAGUUAACCUUGCGUAAAACUUGAUUUCCUUGUAGUUCAGAAAACAGUGUUUUUAAUUCUGCCCUGCACAUGUGAAUUGUUUGGAUCAGAUUGCAGUCCAUGCACCUGCAGUCCUUCGCAAUGUCCCUGACUCUUACUGAUGAGCAUACAUGGGAGAGGGAGGCUAAGUAGCAUACAGAUUAAAAACAUCUUUAAAGAGUAGCAGUAGUUUCAGUGAUAUGAAAUAAUCAGCUGCUACUGAUAAGCAGAUUUAAAUUACUUUAAUUGAGGGGGAUUGGGUAAUUUGUUGGCUACAACAUUUAGGAAGUAUUUUUUAAACAGUGUGUGAGGAUCUACAGUGGAACAACAGUCUCUUAAUGGAUCCCAUUCUGAUAUUGCCUGUUACAUGUGAAAAAAGUUGAUUUAGAUGGCCUGCUAAAGAUGUAAACUGUACUUUUCUGGUGUCUCAUUAACAUUAUAAACCAUGCCCCCAUUCAAACCUGUUGGGGGCAACUACACUACACCAAUUUUACUGAGUGUAGAUCUUGCACUCCAUGUUAAUGACAAAGAAUUUUAAAUUCUUUGUCAUUUAGGCCACAACAGAAUCUAUGUAGACAGAUGAUGAAAUAUGUUAAUGGAUAUAGCUACCUCUAAUCAAGUUGAAAGUGCAUUUUCUCGUCAUGUCCGUGAGCCAAGUAAAACAACAUCUCGUUCAUAUCUCAUAGAGCUGGUGCUGGUUCCGUCUGCGUUCUACAAUACAGUCUGCAACCAUAAGUUACACAACGGUCAAAGAUAACUUGUGUAUCGUGUUUCAUAGAACUACCAUUAGCAAAUGACCAACCUCCAAUAUUUUCCUGAUGGUAUGUAAGGUUUAUUCACAGCCCCUGGUUUUGCUUAAAUGUUUAUUUUCUGCAAUCCACUGUUAGGUAACAUCCUCUAGCGGAGCAAGUGGAGCACAGUCUCUCAGUAAGAAUAUCACUCGGAACGGCAGUUCCAGUUGAUAUUGCUCUGCUGUCAGUGGAAACGUAUUGAAUUCAAAGUGAUUUCGACUCUAUCCCAGUUGCAGGUGUCUUAAACUAUAGGCUGAAUUGACUUUUGGAAACGCUGGGGUCCUAUUGCUUUUAACACUUAACCAUUUAACUGGUAGGAUUAUGGCAGGAUAAACGGGCCACGCCCAAUAAUGUCUGGAAAACCAAAAUUAAUUUGUGAGAAUACUGUUCUCUGGCUCCUACUGUAACUUCUAAUCAUAACAGCACUUUUCUGAACGUUUUAUGCCGCUUGGAUGGCAUUGUGAGGUGGUGGAGAGGACAGUUUACCCCCAAGAGACCAGGACUCUGAGAUAUUGUACACUGAUAAAAAGACUAGCCGCACGCUACUGUUGAAAGAUUUAUUCCAUGGUCGUUUCCCACCCCCCAAAACUCUUGUUCCUUGAUUGCAUGUUGCUUUUAUUUGGCAUGCAUUUUUUCAGUGCAUCUUGCGGCAGUAAAGGAGGGCAGACAUAUCUUUAAUUCAGCCAAUGCAAAUUAGUCUAGAUUUUAAACCUUAAAAUGCACACCAGAAGGCUGGAAGUUAAUGAUACUACCUGGCAAAUACUGGAGGCAGGUAAGGGAUUAAAAACUGGAUUGCACUGUAGACUGUAAAAGAGCUAGCAGUAGACAACCCCAGUUUCAUAUUCAUUAAUAUUGUGUUCUAAUUUGAAAUCCAUUAGUCUAAUAUGGCCAGCCUCCUACCUCAGUCAUGCAGAGAAAACUUUGUCCAAAAUGACCCUCCUACAAGCCCAUGGUAUUGAAUUCUGUGGAAGAUUACAGCACUGAGGAGCCAAGCACAACUACCUUAAUGAAGCUCCAACAUCAGCUUCAGCCAUUUGUAAGGCUUUUGAAGCCCUUCGUGUUUACAACAGUCUGGCAAGUGCUCACGAGUCAUGUAGCUCUGCACGUACACAACUUGCAACCGUUUUUGCAUAACUUUGUUCUGUUGUGCUGCAAGGAGUGCUAGGUGCAAUUUUGAUGAAAACUGGCUUUGUGCCUUUGCAAGUCCUUAGAGAGAGAAAAUCACUAGCAGGCAGUCACAGAAGAGUCCUUUGUUGGCUCCAAGUCAGUUGAAUUGUUGCAAGCAAUAUGAUUUUCAUAACCUUAAAAUAGUCGACAGACGUAACAGGAAUAUCGCUGAUUGGUUACUAAAAUGUUUGUUAAUAGCAAAAAAAAGGUGUUUAAACCUUAAAGCACUUACCAUUGGAUGAAUCAAGGGAGGUGGCACGUGUUGAUUGGCUAAAUGCGACUGACAUAGCUUUCCACUUCCUAUGUGAUUAGUAUAAGAACGCUUGUAAUUAAAAUAUCAGGGCUCAGAAUACCAACUAUUGAUGCCUUGGGGUUUGGUGCAUGUAUUACAAUUGAUUUGCUUUGCUCCAGUGUUUACUUUGUUCCUGAAUAAACUCUUGAUUGAAACUA